This is a messenger RNA of Brassica rapa (field mustard), 1570 nucleotides long. Its product is annotated as putative F-box/kelch-repeat protein At3g22730. The record is from RefSeq and is a predicted model, not a curated record. NCBI's taxonomy places the organism in Eukaryota, Viridiplantae, Streptophyta, Magnoliopsida, Brassicales, Brassicaceae. Gene Ontology annotation, molecular function: protein binding.
AUAUAUGAGGAUUAUCUUAUUUUUACAAAUUUUAAUAUUAUUAAUAUAAAAUUUGUUAUAAAUUAAAUUAUAUAUUAUAUAUAAAAUUUAUUAAGGAUUCCAAAAACUUAGUUCGCAAAUAAUAGUAUAGAUAGAUAGACAUAAAGAAAUCAAUAAAAUUAAUAAACAAAUCCACAUAAAAAAAGGAAGAGUAUUUGCCGUUAAGAAAAAGAAAAUUUAAAGGAAACAUACUUUCUUGCAAAGGUGAAUACCUCUAAACCCUAAUAGAGCCCUAGUAGCUUUCUUCUUCCUUGGGAGAGAAGACAAUGAUGAUAUCCGAUCUUCCCCACCAUCUAUUAGAAGAAAUACUCUCUAGGGUUCCGGCGACAACUCUGAAACGGUUGCAACCCACUUGCAAACAAUGGAAUGCUUUACUCAAAGACCAAAUAUUCACCGAGAAGCACCACCGUAAAGCUCCAAAGCAGCCUCUACUUCUCAUGCUGAAGGAGUUUAGGGUUUGUCCAGUGAGCGUUGAGAUCAAUCUCAGCGUCACUGCUCCAUCUAUAGAGUUUAAGGAUCCCUUUGACAUAAAGGGUUCCCCCUCUAGUUCACAACAAGUCAACAUAGUCGAAGUCAUUCACUGCGAAGGUUUGUUAUUAUGCAUUACCGAAUACAAUAAGCUCGUUGUUUGGAAUCCGUUUUUAGGGGAAACUAAAUGGAUCCAAGCAAGUAGUCAUUACAAGAAAAAAUCUAGUUUUGCUCUAGGAUACAAAAAAAACAAAUCUUGCCGUGACUACAAAAUCUUGAGGUAUUGGCAGAGUUGCAAGAGCGAAGACCAAGUUGUUGAGUUUGAAAUAUAUGAACUUAGCUCUGAUUCAUGGAGGUUUCUUGAUGGAAUCUCUCUGGACUACUAUAUACAUGCAAGUGGAUGGGUAUCUUUGCAAGGGAAUACUUAUUGGGUUGGUUCAGAGAGAAAAGACAAGGAUUCUUCUAUAUUCUUACUCAGUUUUGAUUUCACAACAGAGAGAUUUAGACGUUUAAAUCUUCCUCCAGUUCUACCAACUAUGAAGCUAUCUCUUUUUAGAGAAGAACAAAUCUCAGGGUUACAUAUGAACUAUUUUCCAUUAAAGAUGGAUCUGUGGGUGACCACUAACUUUGGUACUGAAGCUGCCGCCUUGUCGUGGAGCAAGUCCUUUACAGUGGAUUUACACGUUCUUGAAGAACGUUACCCGAUGUUCACGACUUUUUUACUCGACGAGGACAAGAAAGUGGUCGUGUGUCCGGGACUAGUUGGUCGGGACACAAAGAACGUGGUCUACAUUAUUGGAGAGGACAAUGAAUAUCACACAGAAAUCCCUUAUGUAAGAUCUACACAGAAACCAUGGUGGCCACGUAUAUUUAAUUAUGUCCCAAGUUUGGUUCAAAUCCAGCAACGAACGCAGCAGACACGAAAGAGAAGAAUGGAACAAGAAAAUGUGAUGCUGGUUAAAAAGAAACGAGAUUUCAUAUUACCAGAAGAAAAGAAGACACAGUAGUCACACUGAGACUCUGUCAGUGUUAACUUAUUUUCCUCGUUUUGUCGAAACAAUGU